Molecule: messenger RNA, 576 nt
Organism: Nannospalax galili (Upper Galilee mountains blind mole rat)
Lineage: Eukaryota; Metazoa; Chordata; Mammalia; Rodentia; Spalacidae
Product: protein boule-like
Exons: 6
Molecular function (GO): RNA binding
Source: RefSeq, a predicted model, not a curated record
CGCGCCUUCCAACUUCAGCUUUCUGCGCCCUCUGCCCGUCUCUGAAGAGCGGAGGGGAAGAUGGAGACUGAGUCCCAGGCGCAAACAUCAAAUCAGACGCAAACCGAUUCAUUAUCUCCAUCCCCUAAUCCUGUAUCACCUGUGCCUUUGAAUAACCCAACAAGUGUCCCAAGAUAUGGAACUGUGAUCCCUAAUCGCAUCUUUGUAGGAGGAAUUGACUUUAAGACAAAUGAAAAUGAUUUAAGAAAAUUUUUUUCCCAGUAUGGGUCUGUAAAAGAAGUGAAGAUUGUAAAUGACAGAGCUGGAGUAUCCAAAGGGUAUGGUUUCAUCACUUUUGAAACUCAAGAAGAUGCACAAAAGAUCUUACAAGAGGCCGAAAAACUUCAUUAUAAGGAUAAGAAACUAAACAUUGGUCCAGCAAUAAGAAAACAACAAGUUGGGAUUCCACGUUCUAGUAUAAUGCCAGCUGCUGGAACAAUGUAUCUAACCACUUCAACUGGAUAUCCUUAUACGUACCAUAAUGGUGUUGCUUAUUUUCAUACCCCAGAAGUAAUUUCUGUUCCACCAUCCUGGCCU